This is a messenger RNA of Loa loa (African eye worm), 997 nucleotides long. RefSeq lists its product as hypothetical. Gene Ontology annotation, cellular component: endocytic vesicle; apical plasma membrane. Gene Ontology annotation, biological process: receptor-mediated endocytosis; intracellular protein localization. NCBI's taxonomy places the organism in Eukaryota, Metazoa, Nematoda, Chromadorea, Rhabditida, Onchocercidae. Bases 1 to 960 code for a protein of 319 amino acids. The record is from RefSeq and is a predicted model, not a curated record. The transcript has 9 exons.
AUGGACAAAUUAGCCAUAAACAAUGAUACCUUCAAUGGUUUACUUUUGCGAUCCAUCGAAGGUCAAUUUCAAUUUGAUUUGGCUCCGAAGCUUAAAUAUGUGCGAAGCAUUGAUGGUAUCAAUUACCAAUGGCAUAACUUCAAAAAUACUGUGACAAUUACAGGUGAAACGAUGGAGAAAUACACUGUAGGACAACUCAAUAGCAAUUUGGAAGCUGAAAAAUUGGCUUUAAUAUGUUCCUAUCGGCAAUGUCAAUCAACAACAGCCUCGAAAUGCAGUCGAACAUUUCGACCAAUCGGUCAUUGCUGUGAAAUAUGCGGUUCCAUGCUUCGUUUUCGCGCAACAAUCUUCAAUUUUAAUAAAUUUCAAAAACAAGUGGAAAAUUAUAAACGAGAAAAUCGAAUCGUAAGGGAAAACGAUUUGGAAAUUGCUAGUCUACGUAUCGAUCAUAGUUAUUCGUUGCCACAAUACCAGAUUGUUGUUCUUGCUCGAGAGGACGCAAUCCGUCCAUUCAAUGAACAAAUCUAUUAUGGCGUGCUGAAAGAUUUAGCCGGAUUUGUGCAGGAUAAUUUCGAAAUUUCAAAUUCAAUGGGUGUGGUUGAAAUCGAGGAGAUAACUUCAGUGGAUUUUCAUAGCUUUGUUAAAGAUGACCUUGUACUGGCUCUUAUUUCACUGUUUGCCAUCGGUGCAAUUAUCAUUGGAGUCAUUCUGGUAGUUGGACAAAAAUUUGAUUUUAUCAAUUUCCGAAGACUACCGAACCAGAAUUCAAUCUAUGAGAAAGUUUAUUGGAGAGGUGCGAAAACUGAAAAUGAGCUUGAGUUGCUACGUAAUGAUGGAUCUACUUUAAAUAGUGUCACAAACGAUGCUCAGAAUUCGAUGAAUUCAACGCCAGAAUACAGUUCCACUUUUGAAAACAUUGCUUUCGAUGGGAAAAUUACCGAUGAUAUUAAUGGAAAGUAGUUGGAAAAAAAUGUAAGAACUUUAAAAUACGCAUUUU